CGUGUAGUUUUGUGGCAACAGGCAACACUGUUGUCAACAUUAUUUUGACAGAUUUGACGAAGCUCUUCCGCGUCGGUGAAAAUAUCGCGUUUCGCAUUAGUGAAAUUACAUUUUCUUAGGAAUAAGGUCUUUAAUUGCUGUUAUUUUCUAAGUCGUCGACGGUAGCCUCGGGAUGGAUUUCCAGAACCGCGCCGGUGGUAAAACCGGUGGAGGAGGCCAGGCCUCCUGGUCGGAAAGCAAUCGUGACCGGCGGGAGCGGCUCCGUCAGCUCGCGUUGGAAACCAUCGAUCUGAACAAGGAUCCUUAUUUUAUGAAGAACCAUUUGGGUUCGUAUGAGUGCAAACUCUGUUUAACGCUGCACAACAAUGAGGGAAGCUACUUGGCUCACACCCAGGGUAAGAAGCAUCAGGGAAAUCUGGCCCGUCGUGCGGCCAAGGAAGCAAAGGAAGCUCCCUCCAGUAUGCAACCGGAGAAACCUCGGAUUGAACCGAAAAAGUUUGUGAAAAUCGGUCGCCCUGGCUAUCGGGUGACGAAACAGCGUGAUUCGGACAACGGCCAGCAAUCGCUGCUAUUUCAGAUUGACUACCCGGAAAUCACCGACGGCAUCAUUCCGCGGCACCGUUUCAUGUCGGCUUACGAGCAGAAGAUCGAACCGCCGGACCGCAAGUGGCAGUACCUGCUGUUUGCCGCGGAACCCUACGAAACGAUCUCGUUCAAAGUGCCCUCCCGGGAGGUGGAGAAAACCGAGGGCAAAUUUUGGACGCACUGGAACAAGGACACCAAGCAGUUCUUCCUGCAGUUCUCGUUCAAGCUGGAACCGAAAAUUAUUCCUCCGCCGCCGCCGAAUAUGCGCGUUCCGCAUCCCGGCCGGCCGAUGUUCAAUCCGGUUCCGCCGCCGCCGAUGGGAAUGGUUCCGGUUCCGCCACACAUGUAAGUUAAGGAAGCAUUUACAUUUUUUUAGAUUUGGAAUAUACAUAUGUGUAUUUGGCAAACGCAA
Messenger RNA from Aedes albopictus (Asian tiger mosquito), 997 nucleotides. RefSeq names its product splicing factor 3A subunit 2 (gene Sf3a2). The transcript is spliced from 2 exons. Gene Ontology annotation, molecular function: zinc ion binding; nucleic acid binding. Gene Ontology annotation, biological process: spliceosomal complex assembly. Gene Ontology annotation, cellular component: nucleus; catalytic step 2 spliceosome; U2-type prespliceosome. Lineage: Eukaryota; Metazoa; Arthropoda; Insecta; Diptera; Culicidae. The record is from RefSeq and is a predicted model, not a curated record. Bases 173 to 934 code for a protein of 253 amino acids.